Messenger RNA from Emericellopsis atlantica, 639 nucleotides. RefSeq lists its product as uncharacterized. The coding region runs from base 1 to 639 and encodes 212 amino acids. The transcript has a single exon. The record is from RefSeq and is a predicted model, not a curated record. Lineage: Eukaryota; Fungi; Ascomycota; Sordariomycetes; Hypocreales; Bionectriaceae.
AUGGACGGCUACGGAUGGACGGGCCACGAAUGGACGGCCACGAAUGGACGACUACGAACGGACGGCUACGAACGGCCGGCACUACGAACGGACGGCCACGAACGGCCGGCACUACGAACGGACGGCCACGAACGGCCGGCACUACGAACGGACGGCCACGAACGGCCGGCACUACGAACGGACGGCUACGAUUGGCCGGCGCCACGAACAAAACGCGGCACGAACAGAACGCGGCACGAACGGACGGCUACGAACGGACGGCUACGAACGGACGGCUACGAACGGACGGCUACGAAUGGACGGCUACGAACGGACGGCACCACAAAUAGACGGCUACGAAUGGACGGCGCCACGAACAGAACGCGCCACGAACAGAACGCGCCACGAACAGAACGCGCCACGAACAGAACGCGCCACGAACAGAACGCGCCACGAACAGAACGCGCCACGAGUCGACCAAGAUUAGACACGUACCGUGUGAUCAGCGUAGCGUGGCAGGUAUGGCCUUCCUGGGAAGAGCUGAUCGGGGACGGUAAUUAUGUGUUCCUGAACGGGACUGCCGCUUCUUUAGCAUAUUCGGGCACGAUGUUGUCCGUUCUUCGUGUAGACGAGCCGUCAUUGCCCGAGGCGUUCGAUUAG